Molecule: messenger RNA, 2096 nt
Organism: [Candida] anglica
Lineage: Eukaryota; Fungi; Ascomycota; Pichiomycetes; Serinales; Debaryomycetaceae
Source: the annotation of a GenBank genome assembly
GCAAAUUUCUAUUAUCUUUGUAUCUUAGGUAUCCAAUUGAUCUUUUACUUAACUAUAGACAUCUCCUGUCUCAAUCUGUGUACACUAAGAGGGCUACUCCGUGCCAUCUUUGGAAGUCUUCUCUUUAUUUCUAUCUGCCUAUUCCCUGUUACACACACACGCGUGUCACACCAUGUUAGACCCUCAGAUAAGAUUAAGGAACGCGAUCAUAGACGGGAACUUACCUAUAACCAAACGAUUACUACAUAGAUAUCCAGACUUAUGGCUCAACACAGAUCCGUUUGAUAACGGAGGUUGGUGCAAUCUACAUUAUGCGUCGUACCAUGGGAACUAUCUUAUAUGUGUUCAUCUUGUCACCUUAUACAAGAAGGGCCAUCAAUCUAAACCACGGUUUUCAUCUCUGACCGACAAUUUAAAUCAUAUCUCCAGUCUCAAAAGCAAUUCAGACAUGGAUAUGCUCACAUUUGAAGGCUUGAGUGUACUACAUCUACCUUCAAUCCUUCAUAAAUUACAAACUUUGCAUUAUUUACUCCAAGAAUUUCCUGGAUCUCUAUGGUUGGACCAUAAAGGUGGACCUCAUGGUCAAACACCCCUACAUUAUAGCUGUGUGCAUGGAUUCCGCGAGGGCUUGAAACUCUUGCUUGAAUUUGGUGCGGAUUGGCUCGAACAAGAUGAUGAUGGCAAUACUUGUUUACAUCUUUGUUUCCAACAUGGUCAUUUCAAAUGCAUAGAGGCCUUGUUGCAGGUGGUAUUGGGCACGUGCAAGUCAAAGGAAGAUCGUGAAAGCUUGUUAAAGAGCUUUGAAUCAAUCAAAAACAAUAAUGGAUGGUUGGCAGUGGAAUUGGCUUCAUCUUUCCAAUUGAGGAAACAAUUCACAAAUUUAAAACAAGAAUUAUGUGCUGUACGAACCCAAGAUCUCAUAGAUACUACUCCAUUAUCACCACCCAUGGCACAGCUGCAACAUUUACUUUCCUCGGCAUUUUCUGAAAUUGUGCCGCCAUCAACUACAUCGCCAGCAACAAUUACAACUACAUCAAACACAUAUAGUCCUUCAAAUUCAGCAGUAUCUACAUUUUCUGAAUUUCUGUCAUCUCCUCAAGAAAAUAGAGUUCUUGCUACGCCAAUGGUUCUGGUGAAAAAGGAUGAUGUUCGUUUCAAGGCAAGAGCUCAUCUGCUUUCACUUCCAGCAGAAACUGCUGCUCUUACUGGAGGUCAUGUGGGGGAUUAUGUAUUAAAUCAACCACCGGUACGUCCCAACAUUGGAAGACAACGCUCCAAUACCACGCAGCCAACGACUGGUGGCGGCAAUGGGAUUUCUGUGCCUCGUACAACCGCUUCAGGAGUCGUGCUAGAAACUCCACAAACCCCACUUCUUAGCUCAGUAUCGAUUUCCAAGGUUCCUUCACUUAAAUCAGUUGCAAUUUCUCCUCUGGUUAGGAGUCAAGAUUCAACUGCAAAGAGUAGCCCCAGUCAUUCACUAAACAUGAAUCAUAUACCUUCGAAAUAUACACCAGGACAGUCGAACCAAUGGCCCAUAAUGAGUAAUACCAGCAGUCCAGGUCAUAUCAUAGCACAAACAGCAACAUAUCUCCCCAACAGAAGGGGAAGUUUUGGAUAUGGAACCAGUAGUCCCACCCCAUUUACCCCACAAAAUGAUUCAGAAUCCAAACAACAGCAGCAACAACAACAACAACAACAACAACAAAAUCAACGACCAUAUUAUUCCCGUAAAUCGUCAUCAGCAUCAUCUUCUUCCUCAAUAGCGGCUAUUCCAUUCAAUGCUCAGAAUAGUAGUCGAAGUUCAUUAAAUACCGUUGGCGAUUCAGAAAGUCCUAGAAGAUCAAAAUUCUCUUCUACGGGCAAAGAAAGUCAAGCCAUCCGUAAGUCCAAGUCAACCACUAUUCUUGAGCCUAUGAGCCCAGUCCCUAUGAGUACUAGCAACAAUCUUGUAUCUGGUUUAAGAAUUGCCUCCUCAUCAUUCAGUACACUCCCCAAACCUCUGAGCACUGAUGAUAUUCAAGAAGAAAAAUCAAUUCAUACAAUUAGUUUUAAUAGAUUAGGAAGGGAUUAAAAUUAAAAUUAAGACAAUUCAUUAA